This is a messenger RNA of Neltuma alba, 2838 nucleotides long. Its product is annotated as RINT1-like protein MAG2. The record is from RefSeq and is a predicted model, not a curated record. The coding region runs from base 165 to 2570 and encodes 801 amino acids. Gene Ontology annotation, cellular component: Dsl1/NZR complex. The transcript has 4 exons. Gene Ontology annotation, biological process: regulation of ER to Golgi vesicle-mediated transport; retrograde vesicle-mediated transport, Golgi to endoplasmic reticulum; endoplasmic reticulum to Golgi vesicle-mediated transport. NCBI's taxonomy places the organism in Eukaryota, Viridiplantae, Streptophyta, Magnoliopsida, Fabales, Fabaceae.
UCAUCCAUAGACGGCGGGGAGACUCGGAAUCCGAUAACCUCGUCCAGAAGGAAGCAGAGCAGCUUCGAGUCUUCAACCCUGCUCGCAAAUCUUUUCAAAACCCUAAAUUACUCUCUUUGUCCAUUCGUGUUAUACGUUUCCUAACUUUCCAAGACUCCAAUGGCAUGAAUGAAGAAGAUAUGGACUCGGUCCAAACCCUGUCGCUACCAUCUGACCUGUCGCCGUCUGCAUUUACUUUUCUCAAUGCCAAAUUUCACACCAAAGAUAAUGUCGACGAAGCUCCGAGUUUGGUUUCGGAGCUACAAACUCAGUGCUCUGAUCUGGAUCAAGCUUUGGUCGAAUUGAAUCGGAGACUUGGAGCGGGCCUUGUUGCUUAUUCUUCCUUCUCCGGCCAAAUCCACGAUCUCUUCAACGAUGUCAAUGCAAAAUUGACCGUUUUUACGUCCAGUUGCUCAUCCAGUAUUAUACCUGAUGGACCCAGUGGGGAGAAGAAUUUCAGGGAGGAACUUCCGGCCUUGGCGAAGGAAGUGGCGCGCUUGGAGACUGUUCGUGUCUAUGCGGAGACGGCACUGAAACUAGUCUCGUUGGUUGGUGAUAUUGAAGAUGCUGUAUCAUAUACUAUGAACAAAAACCUAAGGAAGCAUUCUUCUUCCCAGAAUUCAGAUGAAUUGCGUCUGCUGGCUAUUAAAACGCUUAAAACGACAGAAGAAGUGUUAGCUACAAUUACAAAGAGACACCCUCAGUGGAAGCAUCUGGUAUCAGCAGUUGAUCACAGAGCAGAUCGAGCUCUAGCCAUUUUAAGGCCCCAGGCAAUAGCUGACCAUCGGGCCCUUCUUGCUUCACUUGGAUGGCCUCCACCUCUCUCUUCUUCGGCAUCAGAUUCAAGGAGUGUAAAUGAAGUUUCAAAUCCUCUAUUGAGUAUGCAGGCAGAUCUUAAACUCAAGUACUCAGAAAAUUUUCUUGCCUUAUGCAGCCUACAGGAGUUGCAAAGACAAAGGAAAGCUAGGCAACUUGAGGGCUAUGAUCUGAAAGUUGCUCAGGACCAGCCACUCUGGGCAAUUGAAGAGCUUGUGAAUCCCAUUUCAUUGGCAUCCCAACAGCAUUUUUCUAAAUGGGUUAAUAAGCCAGAAUUAAUAUUCACUCUUGCAUAUAAAAUCUCAAGGGAUUAUGUUGACUCCAUGGAUGAAUUAUUACAGCCAUUGGUUGACGAAGCAAAGCUAGUUGGGUAUAGUUGUAGAGAAGAAUGGAUCUCAGCAAUGGUAACCUCCUUAUCAACGUACUUGGCAAAAGAAAUAUUUCCCAUUUAUAUAAACCAACUAGAGGGGGAAAGUGCUACAAGUUCUCUAUCAUCUGCUCGGAUUUCAUGGUUGCAUCUUAUUGACCUGAUGAUAUCUUUUGACAAAAGGAUUAAGUCCCUGGUAGAGCAUUCUGGGAUCUUGCUGUCCUUUGAAGAGGAUGGCAUCUUGCAGAAAAUUUCUUCUUUCUCUGUUUUUUGUGAUCGACCAGACUGGCUUGAUCUUUGGGCAGAAAUAGAGCUCAAUGAUGCCCUGGAUAAGUUAAAAUCUGUCACAGAUGAAGAGAAAAACUGGAGGAAGCAAAUUGAAGGAGUUGUUUUGUCAUCAUGUACUGAUGGUUACAAGUCUCCUCUGGUUUCCAAUGCUUUUCUUCGACAUCUAGCAUCUCUAAUUGAUCGCUGUAGAUCAUUGCCUAGUGUCACUCUGAGGUCAAGGUUUCUCAAAUUAGCGGCCGUUCCUAUUGUAAGAAAUUUUUUUGAUUGCAUACUUAUCCGCUGCCAGGAGGCUGAGGGAUUGACUGCCUUAACUGAUGAUGAUGCCUUAAUCAAAGUUGCAAUUUCCAUCAAUGCUGCUCAUUACUUUGAGUCUGUUUUAAGGGAAUGGUCUGAGGAUGUCUUUUUCCUUGAAAUGGGUAUGGAUCAGGAUGAUAAAGUUGAAUUACCAGUUAACCCAGAUAGAGAUAACGAAGGACUGUCAGAGAGUCGCCAAAUAUCUAUCUUUGACGAGGACAUAAAAAAGUUGGAGGAGUUUAGAAAAGAGUGGGUUGAAAAGAUAUCUGUAGUUAUUUUGAGAGGCUUUGAUGCUCGUUUGCGAGAAUAUGUGAAGAAUAGAAGGCAAUGGCAACAUAGUGAAGAUGGCUGGACUAUAUCUAAGACUCUAAUUGAGGCUCUGGAUUAUCUACAAGGUAAAAUGUCAGUAGUAGAAAGAAGUUUGAACAGUAGAGAUUUUGUUGGGGCCUGGAGAAGUUUGGCAGCUGGAAUAGAUCGAUUAAUUUUUACUGGUAUCCUUAUAGGCAAUGUCAAAUUUCACAACGGCGGGUUAGAAAGAUUUGGUAAUGAUUUGGGUGUUUUAUUUGGCGUGUUUGGGGCAUGGUGUUUGAGGCCAGAAGGCUUCUUUCCAAAAGCCAGUGAAGGUCUCAAGUUACUGAGGAUGGAAGAGAACAAAAUGCAUGAAUGUUUGGCUGGUGGAAAGAAUUGGUUGAAGGAGAAUGGGAUCAGGCACUUGACUGUAACUGAGGCAGAAAAGAUCGUGAAGAGCAGAGUGUUCACGAGUUGAAGCUUCUGGGAAAAGGCUCUCUGCAUUUGAUUUCAUUUUCAGUGCAUGCACGGCGCAGCAGAGUUGGAUAAGGACAGUGGUGAUACAUAUGAAGAUUUAGAUGGAGACCAUCAAGUGCAAGGCCAAUGCUGAACUAAGUCAAAUUCAUGUCAUAAGAAAAAAAAAUUAUUUUGGAAAUUUGCAAUAAACUUAAUUUCCUAGAAUAUUCUUAGCCAUUACAUUAUUCACAUAUCAAGUUAGAUCGAUAUGUAGUAUUGUACAAUGUUUG